Prinia subflava (tawny-flanked prinia) is the source of this 1385-nucleotide messenger RNA. It is a transcript of the gene AP3S2, whose product is annotated as adaptor related protein complex 3 subunit sigma 2. The transcript is spliced from 5 exons. NCBI's taxonomy places the organism in Eukaryota, Metazoa, Chordata, Aves, Passeriformes, Cisticolidae. Bases 134 to 805 code for a protein of 223 amino acids. The record is from RefSeq and is a predicted model, not a curated record. Gene Ontology annotation, biological process: intracellular protein transport; Golgi to vacuole transport. Gene Ontology annotation, cellular component: intracellular membrane-bounded organelle; AP-3 adaptor complex; membrane coat.
GAGCCCGCUGCGGGACCGGGGCCGGUGCAGGGCUGCGGGGCCGUGGGGCUCGGUGGCUGGGGGUGUCCCGGGAGCAGGGGCGGUCGCUGCGGCAAGGGAGAGCCCUGCCCGUGCCCUGGCCGCGUCCUUCAGGAUGCCCCGGGUCACCCGUGGGCGGCACCGGGACUGGCCUGUCACCCGGAGCCGCGGGCUCACGGCGCCCCUGGGCAGCAGGGACAGCGGGGGACGCGGGUGCCAUGCCAUGGGUGGGACGUGCAUCCAUGGGUGCCCACCCACCGUGUCCUCCUGGCAGGCAGAGGAGGUCCAGCAGCAGAUCAUCCGUGACACCUUCCACCUGGUGCUGAAGCGGGAUGACCACAUCUGCAACUUCCUGGAGUGCGGCAGCCUGUUUGGUGGCUCGGACUACAAGCUGAUCUACCGCCACUAUGCCACGCUGUACUUCGUGUUCUGCGUGGACUCCUCGGAGAGCGAGCUGGGCAUCCUGGACCUCAUCCAGGUGUUUGUGGAGACGCUGGACAAGUGCUUUGAGAACGUCUGUGAGCUGGACCUCAUCUUCCACAUGGACAAGGUGCACCACAUCCUGCAGGAGAUGGUGAUCGGCGGGAUGGUGCUGGAGACCAAUAUGAACGAGAUUGUGGCGCAGGUGGAGGCCCAGGGCAAGCUGGAGAAGGCAGAGGGAGGCCUCUCAGCUGCUCCUUCCCGCGCCGUGUCAGCCGUGAAGAACAUCAACCUGCCCGAGAUCCCCCGCAACAUCAACAUCGGGGACAUCAACAUCAAAGUGCCCAACCUGUCACAGUUCAUGUGAGCAGCCCGUGCCGGGGGCUGUCUGCUAAGCAGAGCUGGUGCCCCUGGCCCCUCCUGGGGCUCUGCCCCUGUGGCACAGAGGGGCCGAUAGUGGCCGAGGGCAGGAGCAGUGACAGGGCUCAGAGAAUGGGGCAGGGGCGUCCCUACCGCUGGACCUGGGCUCAGUUCUGCUCCCUGGUGCCCCAGCAAGGAGGGUGCCCUUCCUUCCCCUCCCUCCCUAUGGACAUGCAGCUUCUCCUCGCUGUGGGGAAGAGUUGACUCCUGUCCCUCCUGGGAUUCUUGGGAUUCCAGUGGUGAAAGUGUGCCUGUAGUGCCGGCUCUGCCAGGUUAUCUCCUCUGUCCUCCCAGCCGUGGCUGUCCCCUGCCCUGCUCCUGCUCUCUGUGAUGGGCCCCAGCUGGGUGGGGGUCACUCGUGGGAGCUGCUGUGUGCCCUGUGUGAGGGGGGCAUGCUAGGGCGGGGGUGUGGCAGCAAGAGGGACAGGAGCUGAGUGACCUGGGGGACGGGCAGGUGGUGUCUUGCAGGGUCAGGCCAGGCUGGGGCUGCUGGAGUGUGUCCCUGUCUCCCAAUAAACUGCCCUUGA